Rhinichthys klamathensis goyatoka is the source of this 2839-nucleotide messenger RNA. It is a transcript of the gene nek4, whose product is annotated as NIMA-related kinase 4. NCBI's taxonomy places the organism in Eukaryota, Metazoa, Chordata, Actinopteri, Cypriniformes, Leuciscidae. Gene Ontology annotation, molecular function: protein kinase activity; ATP binding. The transcript is spliced from 16 exons. Gene Ontology annotation, biological process: protein phosphorylation. The record is from RefSeq and is a predicted model, not a curated record. Bases 198 to 2828 code for a protein of 876 amino acids.
UAACGCGGAGUGUGUUGCCUGGUGACGCCGAAGCCGAACUGGCUGAUUCCUGCGCCCUCUGUCACCCGAAACAAGUUUCAAACAGACAAAUCACCGUCGAUGCAUUGAGAAUAACGCGCUCACUUCUGCUCGAACUCCUGCGGAGGGGCUUAAAACCACUCGCUAUGUGAUACAGACAGCAUCUCUGGGAGAGGAUCAUGGACAGUUACUUGUUCGUUCGAGUUGUGGGGAAGGGGAGCUACGGGGAGGUGAACCUGGUCAGACACAAAGCAGACCGUAAACAGUAUGUGAUUAAGAAGCUGAACCUGAGAACAUCCUCCAGACGUGAACGGCGAGCCGCGGAGCAAGAGGCACAGCUCCUUUCUCAGCUCAAGCAUCCCAACAUAGUCACAUACCGGGAAUCAUGGGAAGGCGAGGACUGCCAGCUCUACAUCGUGAUGGGUUUCUGUGAGGGAGGAGAUCUGUACCACAGACUCAAGCUGCAGAAGGGAGAACUGCUGCCCGAGAGACAGGUGGUGGAGUGGUUUGUUCAAAUAGCCAUGGCCCUUCAGUAUUUACAUGAGAAGCACAUUCUGCAUCGAGAUCUGAAGACACAGAAUAUUUUCUUGACCAAAACCAAUAUAAUCAAAGUGGGUGAUCUGGGCAUCGCACGGGUCUUGGAGAACCAGAACGAUAUGGCCAGCACUCUGAUCGGCACACCUUACUACAUGAGUCCAGAACUCUUCUCCAACAAACCGUACAACUACAAGUCGGACAUAUGGGCUCUGGGAUGUUGCGUGUACGAGAUGGCAACUCUAAAACAUGCCUUCAACGCAAAAGACAUGAACUCUCUCGUCUAUCGGAUCGUAGAAGGGAAGCUGCCCCAGAUGCCGAGUAAGUACGACCCCCAGCUGGGAGAACUGAUAAAGCGGAUGCUGUGUAAGAAACCAGAGGACAGGCCGGACGUCAAACACAUCCUCCGACAGCCGUAUAUUAAACACCAGAUCUCCAUGUUCCUGGAGGCCACAAAAGAGAAAACUGCCAAAUCACGGAAAAAUGCAGUGAACAGCAAACCCAGUGCCGGAUCAGAUGGCUCAACCAAACCAAAUCAUGAAGUUCAUCCACAGUGUUUUAACUCUGAGUCAAAGACCAGAAGAAAAAAGGUUGAAGAAAAUAACUUGAACCGACAACAACUCUGUAACGGUGCAGUGGAAAAUGUGGUUCCUAACCCACCCUUGCCCCCAAAAUCUCCCAGUCGGGACAUUCUUAACUCAACAGGCCAAUCUUUAGCCACUAUUAGCAAUAUAGACAUUGAAAUCCAAUCCCAGAAACAAAGAAAAGCCAAGCCGCCACAGCCAAAGCCCAGCAGCCAUCAAAACCACAAGCCUCCAUCUGUGAGCAUGAAGAAAGAAGAUCCCAGUCCUCCUCAGACACACCCUCUGAAACAAGAGUCUGGUGUCAGCAGGACGGAGGAUAAGAUGUCAGCGGAUGGAUUGAGAUCAGAAAGCUCAAAUGCUCCCAAACCUGCAGAUCGACCCAAGAACAAGGCUCUUGAAGCAAGUAUGGAUCUCAAAGAUGACACCAUGAAGCUCCUGCAGGAGGCAGGGGUGGAGGACCUCCCGUACGAGCCCACUGAACAACAUCACAGUGCUGAGAGAAAGACCGACAGCCAAAGAACUUCAACGGCUGCUGACGAUAAUCACAGCAAUGCUUGUGUCAUACAGGAUGUUCCCACUGGAAGUUCAACUGAGGAGAGCGAGGGAAGUUUAGACUCCACAGAGAAACUACUCAAGCCUGUUCCUGUCAUUUUAAUGGAGCCAUGCAAUCCCGAGUCCACAUCGCUCUCAGAUGAAAGCAGAGCCGUUCUUCCUCCUCCUUCCUCUUCCUCCGAACCAUCCCUGUCACGUCAGCGCCGGCAGAGGAAGAAGGACACGUCUCUGCGUGAACACAACACUCAUCAAGUCAAAGCCAUGCCCAGACCUCUGCCGCCUCUUCCUGAAGAUAUCCUAUCAAUAAACCGUGCACAGGAAGCCCAGAGUAACCCCGAGAAGAACAGACCUACCGAUCUCUCAUCCAAAGACACUCCAGAACAGCAGAAUCGUCCACUGUCUGCGAGAGAAAGGAGAAGACUGAAGCAAUUACAGGAGAACUCCAGACAACAAGCAGUGUCCGCUGUCAAAAGGGCAGCUUGUGAUGUCCCCUCAUUAGACCGCAAGCAGACAGACCAGCUACACUGCCCGAGACCUGCCAGCACAACCUGGGAAACAAAAAAGGUAAGUCUAAUUUUUCCUCCUCGACUCAAAACGGUCUUUCAAACACCAUACACUUCCUUCAUACUUGCGGUUUUGUUUGUCUUUGUGUCUCAGUCUGAUGAAGACGAGUGUAGUUCCUCCACCAGCUCCACUGAACGCUCAGAGGGGGACUACAGAGAACGAAAGUGUGAGACCAGUGAGAUGCAAGACUUGGUUCAAAUGAUGACUCAGACGUUACACAUGGAUGCCAGAGAUGUAUCACUACCUGAGUUCAAACUAAACAGGAAGUACAGGGACACCCUGAUGCUUCAUGGGAAAUCCAGAGAGGGACAGGGGGAUUUCCAAAUCAGUGGCUUCUCGUUAGAUGACAGCACGGGUCCAGCAAAGGUCAGGAGAGUGAUUGAGCACUUGCGAACAGAUGUGGUUAAAGCACUCGGUGUGAAGCUGUUGGACAGAGUCCUGGACAUCAUGCAGGAAGAGGAGGAAGUUAAGAGAGAGCAUUUACUGCAUGAGCAAAUGGGGGAGGAAAAAUACAAGCGGUACGCAGUGAAAGUGCGACAGCUGAAGUUCUUUGAGGACGUCGCAUUCAAAGAUUGAGCCGGAUCAGA